Molecule: messenger RNA, 1395 nt
Organism: Funneliformis mosseae
Lineage: Eukaryota; Fungi; Glomeromycota; Glomeromycetes; Glomerales; Glomeraceae
Source: the annotation of a GenBank genome assembly
AUGAUACGAACAAAACAUUCCAAAAGAUCGUUUCCUUUCAGCAAAUUACCUCAAGAUAUCAUAGAAAAUAUCAUCAGGUUCUCCAUAAAAAAUACAUCAACGACUUUAAAAGGUUCACAAUUAAUCUUCGUUAAUCGGUUAUUCGCAAAAACAUCGAUACCCCACAUAUGGAAACAUUUAUACUUGAGGGAACCUUCGCAACGAAUAAUCUUCAGCAUAUUAUCAACCCCGUCAGAAGAACUGAUGUUUGAUUAUAAAUCCUUGGUACGAAGAAUCACCAUAUGUCCGAUAUCCAUAUCAUAUAUGAACUCGGGAGGUUUAUUAAAAACCUUGGAGAUCGUACGAAAAUUUUUCACAUCACCGUUGGUCGCCGUUUCGAUUGAAGAUAAAUUGAGUUUUUGUCACGUUUGUCAUGUAGGAAAAGAGAUUACUUGGAAUCAGGUAGCGAGCGAGUUAUUGGCUUGGAAAGGAUUAAAGGAAUUAACGUUGGAUUCCAAUCAUUCGGCCUUUAACGAUGAGUUGUUAGGCGUGCUUUUACCUAACUUUGCUCCCUUCGUGGACAGACAAAGAAGAAUUCAUGGGGGUUUACAAAAAAUUUCCCUAAGUGGUGUCAACUUUACCGAUCAAGGAAUACUUCAAUACGUUAUUCCUUACGCUAAGGAUACCUUGGUCGAAUUUAGUGCCGGAUAUAAAGGAGUGAAUCCAACGAAUAACAUUACUGGUUUAUCUAUACUUGAAUUGUUGAAAAAUUGUAAAAAUCUUUCAAGAAUUUAUUUAGAAGGGGUUGCCUUAAGUGACUCGGAUUUUGUCAAACACCUCACAAUGACAAACGAUGACGACCUUUCCGCUUACUGUGAUGAAUUGUUAGGUGACAAUUUAUCCGAUUUCGAUUACGAUGAUGAUAUGGUAUAUAAUUCUUCUUCGUCGUCUCCGCAUAACUCCCUUAUUCUUUCCCAUCCGUCACCAACCACUUCCGUGCAACAACAUCCGUCCGCUCAAAUAGAAUAUUUAUAUCUUGGUAAAACAAAUCCUUCUACAUUUACCCACUUGGGACUCCAAUCCCUUCUUUCCCUUUGUCAUAAAUCCCUUCAAACCUUGGUAAUAGAUAUAGAUUAUAUUUCUCAAUCCGUUUUAUUGGAUGUAAUCAUACCAUUAUUCUCUUGUACUAAAUUACAAGAGAUUCAUUUGAUAUCCGAAAGUUGGUAUGAAUGGGCUUUACAUUAUCCCCGUCCUCGUUACGAAUUUGAGAUUCAAGCAAAAGAAGCCAUGUGGAGAUGGAAGUUAAAAGCUUAUUGGGAAUUAAGUAAUGAAUUAAUCAAUCAUGUUGGUGAUAAAAUCGAAAGUUUACGAGUCUUUAGUAUAUUGGGAGAAAAUUAUCUCGGAAAAAGCCUGUAG